Elaeis guineensis (African oil palm) is the source of this 1648-nucleotide messenger RNA. Lineage: Eukaryota; Viridiplantae; Streptophyta; Magnoliopsida; Arecales; Arecaceae. The record is from RefSeq and is a predicted model, not a curated record.
AUAAAACCCCUCUCGCUUCCCGUUCACAAAAUCCGUCCUUGAUCCCCAGAUCCCCACUAAAAGGAUCAGAAGAAAGGAAGAAGCGGCCGCUUCUCUUCUUUGCUUUUCUUCUCUCCCAUUCCUUCUGCGCGGUGGCACGCGGGACAUAUGGCCGCUAUCAGCAGCGUCGCCUCGCCGUCGAGGUGUCUACCUCUUCCCUCCCGGCCCGAGCCGAAGCCGCGGACUUCUUCUUUUCUCUCCACCUCCCUGCCCUUCUCCCCUCCCCCCUCCUCCACGACAUCCCUCGUGCCUCCUGCCCCUCUCUGGAGGUCCGAACGUGCGCGGAGGGAUCGGGCCAUCGCUGCGUCGGUGACGGCGGCGGAGGACCUGGACGUGAUCCCCGUGCAGAGCCCUGACUCGACGGAUCAGCAGGACGGGGUUGUCGCCGUGGCUGCGGGGAGAGAGCAGGAGGAGGAGGACGGCGGUGGGAGCAGUAGUCACAGCCAGGUCGGAGGAUUCGCCUUCCAGAGCGGAGGGGUUGGUAGCGUGACCGGCGGUGGCGGCGGUGGGGAUUUCUCCUCUUCUCCGUCGUCUUCGUCUCUGGAAGAAGGCGAGGAUGUGCAUCGGUUCGUGGAUCGAGCGAUCAAUGCCGCGAUCGUGCUCGCGGUGGGGACCUUUGCCAUCACCAAGCUGCUCACCAUCGAUAGGGACUACUGGCAUGGGUGGACCCUUUAUGAGAUCCUAAGAUAUGCACCCCAACACAAUUGGACUGCUUAUGAGGAAGCCUUGAAAACAAACCCUGUUCUGGCCAAAAUGAUGAUAAGUGGAGUGGUUUAUUCUCUAGGAGAUUGGAUUGCACAGUGCUAUGAAGGAAAACCACUUUUUGAUUUUGACCGUGCGCGCAUGUUCAGAUCUGGUCUUGUUGGUUUUACUCUACAUGGGUCCCUUUCUCAUUACUAUUACCAAUUCUGUGAGGCUCUUUUUCCUUUCCAGGAUUGGUGGGUGGUUCCUGCUAAAGUGGUGUUUGACCAAACUGCUUGGGCUGCAAUAUGGAACAGCAUUUACUAUGCAGUCCUGGGAUUUUUGCGUUUUGAAUCACCAGCUAACAUAUUCAGUGAACUGAAGGCUACAUUUUGGCCAAUGCUAACAGCAGGGUGGAAGCUUUGGCCUUUUGCUCACCUGAUUACUUAUGGUGUUAUACCAGUAGAACAGAGACUUCUCUGGGUGGAUUGUGUGGAGCUGGUGUGGGUGACCAUAUUAUCCACUUAUUCAAAUGAGAAAUCUGAAGCCAGAAAUUCAGAGUCAAACGAUCCAUCCGCUGUUCCUGAGGAAUUGAUAAAGUAGAUGGCAAAACCAGACGUUGUGUUGGCUGGGAUGUUGCGGGAAUCAUUACCACAGAUUUUUGGUGACUGGAAAUACAGCUAAAGCUGCCCCAGUGUUCAUCAAGCGGGUGCUGUAUAGAGCAUGUAUAAUAAACAACAGCAAUAGUUCUUUAAUGAGAACUAGUUUUGACAUACGGAAUUCCCAUAUAGAAUGCAGUAGGAAUUGGCUGUUGCGAAUGUAAAUAUGAUAUGGCUUCUUGUAUCAGUCAUACAGGGUUGAUUCAAAUAUGUAUUAUUCUUGUAUGUAUGCUUUAUAAUUACCCAUCCUCUAGAUGGUUUUGCCACGA